Molecule: messenger RNA, 1083 nt
Organism: Symbiodinium necroappetens
Lineage: Eukaryota; Dinophyceae; Suessiales; Symbiodiniaceae
Source: the annotation of a GenBank genome assembly
AUGCCUGCAAAUCCGAAUCGGCCGAGCAAGGUCAAAGGUCAGGCCAAGUUUGCGGCCAGGAAGACGAAGGAGCAGCUGGAUGCCGUGCAGGAGCAGAUCGCUGAGAUGAGGCGACAGCUGGAAGCUGCAAAUGCUGCCAAAGCAGCAGCUCCAGUGGUCGUGCCUGCCACUUUGUUUGCAUCGGAGCAUCUGGCGGCUUUGCAGCAGCAGAUGGCGGCGCUGCAGCAACAGCUGGCGAAGCAGUUGCGCCGGCUGCACCGGCUGCACCUGUUCCAGCGCGACCCAUGGCAGUUUCUUGGCUGCACCCCCGGAGGCAGCCUCAUCGUCAUGGGAGGUGACCUCUCUGACCUCCAUCAAGCCCAUAUGGACCUGCUGUCGUGCGCCUCCACAUCCAGGCUUCGUCCUAUCCUUGGGUCACUGGCCAAACUGGACAGCGAGGACUUGGACAAGAUCAUGGCCAUGGACGGCGUCCCUCAGAAGUUUGACCUCUUCCUGAAGCAGGGCGACUCGGUUCGCAGCACGGUGCUCAUGACGUUGUUGAGGACAACGAAGUGCAUCCCGGUGCUCGUCCCGACGAUCAUGGCGGUGGUCGAACAGGAGUCGGUUGAACGUCGACUCAUCGGCCAGCAGAUUCUGGAUUGCUGGGUUCCGGGGCUGCUGGAGAGGAAGCCUGACGUGGCAAUUGAUCCUUUGACUGCGGUGCCGAAGCUCUACAUGGAGGAGCAUCACAAGGCCACAGCUGCGGAUGCUGGGAAGGCUGGCGCGGUGCCUCCCAAACCGCCAGCCAAAGGCUCCGUGGGGAAGGCUCUGGCGGUGGCGAGGGCGAAGGCCGUCGAGCCAAAGGCUGGGGCGGUGGUGGCGAAGGCCAACGAGCCGAAGGCUGGGGCGGUGGUGGCGAAGGCCAAGGCCAACGAGCCGAAGGCUGGGGCGGUGGUGGCGGCGAAGGCCAAGGUCAUCGAGCCGAAGGCUGGGGCGGUGGCGAAGGCCAAGGUCAUCGAGCCGAAGGCUGGGGCUGGGGCCAAGGCGAUCCUGCAGCCGACGCCGAAGGUCAGCAGGAAGAGGGCGAGGUCUCCGCCCCCGUGA